UACAAGCAGAACUCUAUUUUAUGGCGUUUCAUUGAAUUAUUUUCCUGUCAAAAAUGAAACAUGGUCCCGUGAUAAAACCGAUGAACGGGUAAUUGAGUUGCAUGCUGGGUUUUGAGGAUUGCCCAGAGAAACUAGGCAGUGUUUACACAUAAUCAGCCGAUAAUACCACUGCCAGCAUGGAAAUUGUACUUUCCCGCCCACCGUGACUGAAAACAAGCGAUUCCAAAACAAGCCGAUGAAUUACUUAUGCAGGCUUUUGUUGGGCUGGAAACCGGCAUGAAAGAGCAGUGGAAAGACGUCAGAACGCGUGGGUGGGAGUGUUUUCUGAAGGACACACACACACUCACACACACACACACACACACAGAGAGAGCAGCAUGUCGCGGUCACAGGAGAGCAGAGGCUUCAGUCAGCUCAUGCCUGGAGAUGAAACAGGUGGACUCUACAUCUUGAUGCUGGUGUCCUUCUUCCCUCUCUACUACUGGUGCUUCACAGACGAAAGUACUGAGGAUGAGUUUGAAAUCUCUUUUGUUUGCCAUCGGCCUGAUGAUCUGGACAUACUACAGGAAGAGACUGAAUUCAGCAAGAAAGAGCUGCAGUUCCUCUACAGGGCCUUCAAAAAUGAGUGUCCCAGUGGAGUGGUGACUGAGGACGUGUUCAAACUCAUUUACUCUCAGUUCUUCCCACAGGGAGAUUCAAGAAUUUAUGCACAUUACCUCUUUGAGGCAUUUGACACUAACAGGAAUGGCUGUUUGAGUUUUAAGGAGUUUGUUGCUGGUCUGUCACUCAUCCUUAGAGGCUCAAUAUAUGACCGGCUAAAUUGGGCAUUUAAUUUCUAUGAUCUUGAUAAAGAUGGAUUCAUCACAAGAGAGGAGAUGAUGAAGAUCAUGAAGUCGAUUUAUAAGUUGAUGGGGAAGUAUGUGUAUCCCUCCAUACAUGAUGAUACUCCCAGAGAGCAUGUGGAAAACUUCUUUCAGAAAAUGGACAGAAACCGUGAUGGAAUGAUCACCAUUGAGGAGUUCAUGGAGUCAUGUCAAAAGGAUGCAAAUCUCAUGCGGUCAAUGCGGCUGUUUGACAGUGUCUUUUAGGAGUUUCUGCCCAUCUGUGGACGUCUCUCUCCAACAAGAAUCUUACUGUGAUCACACUGUACUUAUAUAUUAUGCUUUUUUAUAAUGUUUAUAUAUAUUCAAUUUGAAAAAGAGGAGAUGUGUGUUUAAAAGGAGCUGUCUUCAGAGUGGAACGGAGCUGGAAACGAGCACGGACCACGAGAAGCAUGGUAUUUAGCUUACCUGACAACAACCACACAAAACACCUCUGUGUAAAUACAUUUAUACUUGCUUUCUGCAAUAAAACCCUCUAAAUAUGA
Messenger RNA from Puntigrus tetrazona (Sumatra barb), 1366 nucleotides. RefSeq names its product Kv channel-interacting protein 2. Gene Ontology annotation, molecular function: calcium ion binding; potassium channel regulator activity. Gene Ontology annotation, cellular component: voltage-gated potassium channel complex. The record is from RefSeq and is a predicted model, not a curated record. Gene Ontology annotation, biological process: regulation of potassium ion transmembrane transport. The transcript has 8 exons. The coding region runs from base 378 to 1088 and encodes 236 amino acids. Lineage: Eukaryota; Metazoa; Chordata; Actinopteri; Cypriniformes; Cyprinidae.